UAGCGAUUGUAUUUAGAAUUGCAGCUUGUCACGAAUUAUCUUCCCAUGAGUGCUAAAACCCUGUCUGUGUUCUGCUCGCGUCCCCGUAUUGGGGUAGAAACAAGAAUAUCUAUUUAACGUUAACGCUGGCAACCUUGGUGUCAAAUUCAUGCCUUUGAUAUUGAUAUGCUGAUACGAAUCGUUUGUCCGAAACGGUUUCAACCAAACCGUUUGUGGGGCCCAGCUGAUUGAAGUGACUUGUAUCGUGCCUCUCAAGAUUACUGCUGCACCUGAGGGAAGAAGAUGUUCUUCUAUGUUGUAGCUGGCGUGACCAUGGGACUUGGACUGUAUUGUGUUAUUACCAGGGGACGUGGUAGGUCAUCCAGGAGGUCCAGACCAAGUCUUCUCUUCACUGUUAUGUACUGGCUCUACUCAAAGACACAUGUUGGGUACUGGUACCACCGCCAUCUUCUUACUAAGGCAAGGGAGAAAUAUCCAGAUGGCCACUCUGUUACAUCAGCAGUGACAUUUGGAGGUUUGUACUUAAAGAUCCAGCCUGUGGCCAUUGUCUCAGACAACUACAGCUAUGUGGUGAUGAACACCAAGAGGAGGAUUGCAGUUGUUGUGGACCCUUCUGACCCAGAGGCAGUUCAGGCCUAUGUGAAGCAAGAAGGUAUACAGCUUGCAGCUGUGCUGACAACUCACAAACACUGGGACCACAGUGGUGGGAACCACGCCUUAAAGAGGAUGUUUCCAGGUCUGCCCAUAUAUGGCAGUGCUACAGAUGGAGUUCCAGGCCUCACCAACCCAGUACUGGAUGGGGAUAUGAUACAGGUGGGAGGGUUGGAGUUCCAUGUAAUGUCCACUCCUGGACACACAGUGGGCCAUGUGGUGUACCAGUUGGAUGGAGCGCCAUUCCAGGCACCUGACUCACUCUUCACUGGAGAUCUCCUCUUUAUUGGGGGCUGUGGUCGCACAUUUGAGGGUGAUGCAGCGACCAUGCUGAAGUCUCUGGAGAAGGUCAGCAGCCAGCCAGACAACACCAUCAUCUGGCCAGGUCAUGAGUACACUCUGGAAAACCUGCUCUAUGGAGAGACAAUAGAUGGAGACAAUGAGAACAUCAGAGAGAAACUGAGAUGGACAAAGGACAGAAGAAAAGCAAGGAUGGCUACCUGCCCAUCAACAGUGGGAGAUGAGAAACAACACAACGUGUUCCUGAGGACCAGGGACCCCGCUGUGGCUGAAGCGGUCGGCAUGGCAACCAGGAGAUUGACAGGUGUGACAGAGGAGUUCCAGGCCAGUGUGCUGGCAGAGCUCAGGGAGAUGAAGGACAAGUUCAAGGUGUCCACAUGAAGAUGCUGAGGAGUGGAAAUUAUGUUAGAUGUUCAGAUUAAUCAUAUGUUCUGUUAGACAAAAGGUAUAUUCAUACUCUAAAUGUACAUGUACAUAGCAAAAGUGCUUGUCUGACUGCAUUUCUUUGUUACAUUCCUUAGAUGCAUACAGAGAAAUACUACCAAUGAAAUCUCAAUAUUUUGGGAAGGAUGAAAAUGGCACAGGAUAUAUCCAUAUUGCCAUGUUGAUUAACUGUCUAUGAAAGUGUCAAAACUAUAUUUCUUUCUUACUGGGUUGUGUUAACUCUGAACUCAUGCAUCAUGAACAACAGAGGCUUGUAUUGAUUUUCACCCAAUGUCCUUUUAUUGUGAAGGUUUAUGUACUCUUACAAUAGUCAUCUAGUCUAUGUCCACCAGAUAAUUGAACACUGAUCAUCACUUCCCCUCAACUACAUGUAUACUAUUUCAUCAUUAAUCCAUGUAAUCUUGUAUAAGUAUAAAGUGAUUAAUAUGAACAGUAUAUAUGUGGUGCAGUAACAUAUCUGUUGCAUGGAGUAAUAGCAAUUAUUGGUGCAAUAGUGGUGCAAAUCUUUGGCCUUUGGUCAAGACUUAAUCUUGCCCCAGACCUUGGACCCAGCACAAGACAAGACUUAAUAACUGCAUUAAGUGUAUGUUCCUUGUUUGCUGUGGUUAUACAUUUGUAUAUGAGAUGUUUGUAUAUAUAUGUAUAAUGUUACCCAAUGGUAUAUACUUUAUAUACUAUAUCAGUUUACUUCCAUUUAAGAUUUUAUGAAGAAGAAUUUUAGACUGUGAGUACAAAUGUAAUGUGAAUAGAUAUGGUAAACAUCAUUGUGGCAGGUAAGAAUAAGAUAUCAUCAUAGUAUAGGAACAACUAAUAUAUAAUGCUUCUGAUAAUCUUAAGUUCUAAAAUUGUUCCUUUUGACAUAGAAUUAUGCUGUUGAAUUCCAUUCCAAAAAUGAAAGCCCAUUGAUC
Branchiostoma floridae (Florida lancelet) is the source of this 2303-nucleotide messenger RNA. RefSeq names its product probable hydrolase PNKD. The coding region runs from base 283 to 1332 and encodes 349 amino acids. NCBI's taxonomy places the organism in Eukaryota, Metazoa, Chordata, Leptocardii, Amphioxiformes, Branchiostomatidae. Gene Ontology annotation, molecular function: hydroxyacylglutathione hydrolase activity. The record is from RefSeq and is a predicted model, not a curated record. Gene Ontology annotation, cellular component: mitochondrion. The transcript is spliced from 9 exons.